AUGGAGGAAGAUCCUUUGGAGUUUAUAGAGGAGGUCUCUAGGGUGUUGCACUUUGUAAGAGUAACACCGGUAGAGAAGGCGGAAUUGGCCGCUUACCAAUUGAAGGAUGUUUCUCUAUUGUGGCUUAGUCAAUGGAAAGGAGUGAGGCCGGUAGAAGCGGGCCCUAUGGAAUGGGAAAGAUUUAUGAAUGGGUUCGUUGAUAGGUUUUUCCCUUUAGAGGUGAAAGAGGCUAAGAUACUUGAGUUUGUUAACCUUCAUCAAGGUAGGUUGAGUGUUGAAGAGUAUGCUCGGGUGUUCACUAGGUUGUCAAGAUAUGCUCCAUCCAUAGUUGCCAACCCUAAGAUGAAGAUGAGUAAGUUUGUGUCAGGUUUAUCCAACUUGAUAAUAAGAGAAUGUAGUAUGGUUAUGCUUGAGAAUGAUAUGGCUAUGGAUCGUCUUGUGAUUCAUGCUCAACGGUUUGAAAAUGAGAAAUUUGAAGAGAGGUCUAGAGGAACAAAGAGGUAUAGGCUUGAAGAUGAUGACUCCUCCCAAGAAGGGUCUUAUGGUCAAAGCCAUUCCAAUAUUCCCCCUAAGUUUAACCAAAAGGAGGUGUCUACCCUAAAAUCUAAAGGAGUGAGUGGUAGUGGAUCUUAUGUAGUUAGUCCUACUUGUGCUAGGUGUGGAAAGAAACAUAAUGGUAAGUGUCUAGCCGGUACAAAGGGUUGUUAUGGUUGUGGUGGAAGUGACCACCUAAUAAGAAAUUGCCCGAUAAUUACGGCUAGGGGAAGAGAGAUGAAGAAAAUUAGGACCGAUGUUCUUCAAGGUAGAGGUGAACAAAAGUGUCCUCCUAAUGUGGCUACCGGUAUGUGUUUUAUGCUUACCUCUAUUCCGAUAAUACUUGUCUUUUGUGACCUGAUAAAUUGGAUAUGA
Molecule: messenger RNA, 909 nt
Organism: Solanum verrucosum
Lineage: Eukaryota; Viridiplantae; Streptophyta; Magnoliopsida; Solanales; Solanaceae
Exons: 1
Coding region: 1-909 (302 amino acids)
Molecular function (GO): zinc ion binding; nucleic acid binding
Source: RefSeq, a predicted model, not a curated record